UUCCUCUAUGAAUUUUAUUUCAGUGUUUUUCACAGCUGUCAUCGCAAACGCGCGCACUGUUUACAAACAACAAAAAAAUCAAUCUGUCUCUAUUACAUUUCCCGGCCGGGCGAUUUGCUGGCGCUCUAUUAUCAUCCGGCAAUUUCAUGGGCCAGCAGCUUCGUCGUAGUAAAUCCGGAUUUUCCAUUGUUUUGUGUUGAAUUUAGUGCGUGUUCCGGACUCAGUAAGGCACCAGCAAUCGAGAUGGUGGUAACCCAGGAGGACAAGUCGAUCGAGCUGCUGGACGUGGACCCUCAUGAGACGGAGGACGACGGGGCGGUGGUGGUGCUGGACUCCAAGCGGAGACUCUUCCGGCCGACCGAGCAGUAUUCGGACAUUGGCGGGUUGGACAGGCAAAUCCAGAAAUUGAUUGAGGCCGUCGUGCUGCCGACGACGUACAAGAACAAGUUCAAGAACCUGAGAAUUCAUCCACCGAAGUCCACUUACCUGAAGCUGGCCGGCCAGUAGCUGGUGCAGAUGUUCAUCGGAGACGGUGCCAAGCUCGUCUGGGAUGCCUCCGAACUGGCCAAGGAAAAGUCGCCAUUGGUUUAAUUUCUUUUUAUUUGUGAAAUCAGCUUUUUUGUAUUGUUAGAUAUGAUGAAAAAAAAACGAUAUUGACCGCCCCCUCCUCUCCCUUCUCCCCCCAUGCGACAACUCGUUGGGUUGCGAUUAAGUGCGCGUACUUUUUCAACUUGCUAUUCGGCCCCACGAUGAACGUAAAGAUCCGUUCCUGCUUCAACCACUUUGUUAUCUCUCGAUCCCAGUUGUCCACCUAACUGCUCGGAGUCACGAUCAGAACCCGCUUCACAAUCGGCUGCCCGUAAGGUCCCUGAUUCUUCAAGGUGUAGAUCAACGCCAACAUCUGCAACGUCUUCCCCAGUCCCAUCUCGUCGGCCAAAAUCGCUCCAAACUGUUCCGAGUCUUCGCGUUUCAUUCCCAAAACGCAUUCGUACAGAAAGCUCACCCCUUCCCGCUGGUGAGGCCGCAAAUGCUUAGCCACGCAGUACGGAACGCAACCCUUUGUUAUACUUCCACUGAUCGAACGAAGGCUCCCGCAUCGUCAACGGAACAAAGUCCUCCGUAAUCGCUUCCUCCCCACCGUCCCAACCUGCUCGACACCCGUGUCGACACCACAAUCGGACUCCCGGCGCACAUCGACUCCGCCGGCGGCCUAAACCCUCCUCUCGUCUCGAAUCGAACCCUCUUCACCGGCACAUCAUUCUCCUUGGCCACCUCCCCAUCAAUCCGCUCCACCAGUUCAACCUCCUUGUUCAAACGCGAACCCUCCUACAGCUCCUCCCCCUUCACCAAACCGGAGCUCCCAAUCACCUUGCCUUCCUCGUCGCCCAACGUGACGCUCUUCCCGCCCACGAUGGUCAACGUUCCGUCGCCCUCCCACGUUUUGUGCUUUUUGGUCGUUAUUUUGCCCCAGCACACUUGCGUCGUCGUUGUGACAGUUCUGAACUGUCACUAUCCACACUGAACAAAAUUUUGUUCCGAAUAUCGUGCAGAUAAAUAAUAUUUACGCCUGUAUUUACGAUAUUUACGAAAUAUUUACGGAAGUAAAUCCAAUGCGCUACGGAUCAACCAUGUGCCCAACCCCGUGCAUUGAACCAUAUUAGGUAAAAUUUGAACUGUAAAUAUUUAUUUGCA
Messenger RNA from Culex quinquefasciatus (southern house mosquito), 1692 nucleotides. RefSeq names its product 26S protease regulatory subunit 6A. The record is from RefSeq and is a predicted model, not a curated record. The transcript has 2 exons. Bases 244 to 507 code for a protein of 87 amino acids. Lineage: Eukaryota; Metazoa; Arthropoda; Insecta; Diptera; Culicidae.